Molecule: messenger RNA, 4059 nt
Organism: Numida meleagris (helmeted guineafowl)
Lineage: Eukaryota; Metazoa; Chordata; Aves; Galliformes; Numididae
Gene: TMEM52
Product: transmembrane protein 52
Exons: 4
Coding region: 242-754 (170 amino acids)
Source: RefSeq, a predicted model, not a curated record
GGGGCGGGGGAGGCCCCAUUGGGGCGAUCCGCGCGGAGUUUCCCUCCUGGCGCGGCGGCCUGGGCGCGGAGCCGCUCGUCCUUGGGAAGCGCCGCGGUGCUCGGCCCCGCCACCUGCUGCGGGACACGGCGACGCUUGGCCGCUGCCCGUCUGGUUUCCUGAUCCCCUUUUUUCCCUUUCUUAGGCACGGCUUUGCUCUUCUGGGAAUACCAGGAAGGACUCUCAUCAAUGCCCUCAGAACAUGUCUAAUUGGACAAGUCUCUGGUACAUCUGGUUAAUCUUGCUGACUGUGUUCAUGCUCCUGCUCUGUGGGAUCACAGCAAGCUGCAAGAAGUUCUGCUGCAGGAAGAAGAGGCCUCCAGUCCAGCCCUUCCCUCGGCACCCCUACGAUCUGACUGUGGUUGCUAUUGACAGUGACAGCACGGCCCACAGCACAGUGACCUCAUACAGCUCAUUCCAGUACCCUCCAAGUGUCCCUAUCCCUUCAAUAUUUGUGGGUAUGGAUAGGAGCACUGUGUCUCCUCCAGCUUACAGUCCCUAUGCAAUGGAUUUGCCACCUUCUUAUGAUGAAGCUGUCCAAAUGGGCAAACAACACAUUGAAGUAGCACUGGUAAGCCAGAAACUCAGUGACAUCCCCGGGCAGGUGAUGCCAGGUGGGCAGAAUCCCGUCCAGAAUUCACCUGACAUAAUCAACAGAGAUCCAGCAACACAGCCAGAUUCAGAAGAUGCCACACAAGAACAGCCUCGGCUCUAGCUCAUUUUGGAUGGGGAGUAAAGAAACGGAAGGACUAUGAAAGUUAAAGAGGACAUGAAGAAUUGGGUUUUGUAAGACAAAGUCAUGAUAGAAAGAUGAUUCUCCUAACAGAUCGUGAUAAAGGACAGCAGUUUAAAAGUGCCUAUAAAGGUGGGACAUGGAUGCUUCUUCACCUCCUGUUUAAGAAAAAUAGCUCCCUGUGCCCAGCAGGGGACCAGGGGGACACUGCCACCUUGGAAACACACAGUCAGAUGGCACAAAAAGCAAGCUGUUGUUGUUCCUGAACAGAGCUUUCCCAAACUGGAGCUGAAAGUAGAAUCCUAUAAACUCAUGCCAGAGAGUCAGUGAUACUCCGUCUCUCUCCAGUUUCUUUUAUUUUGAGAACUUUAACUGCUCAGCAGACUGCUGGGGUGCUAAAUUUGUCACUACAUAAUGACACGUGUUCCUUAAACUGAAGAAUGAUAGCAAACAAGGAUAGGAAAGUGUUUGGAGGAAAACGCGUUACCUUAUGUUUCACAACUACAGACAAGGAAUGGAACAGAUAAGAGAGAUUAUUUUUGUUGGUCAUAAGACUUGAAGGGAAUUAUUUUUGAGUUUUUUUUUUUUUCUUUAAAUCUAUUUUCAAGACGAGCCGGCUUGUGUGUGGGAUCCUUUUGCUACUUACUUCUGCCACUUGAAGUACGAAUUAGUCUCAAAGAGAUUUCCAUUCUUGAUUGAGUAUAAGUAAUGUGUUUCAAUAUUCAUGUUCUUUGCUGAUUGAGCACGGUGGGUUUGAAAAAACAGCAUGAAUUGGAAAAUAUCAAUUGUUUUAGAUGCAGAAUGUAUACAAUAAUUGGCUGUUUCAGAAGAACAUGACACUACCAUCAUCAGAACCUACGUGACAUCUCACCUGGAGGGAUUAUCAGUGUGAACUUGACAAGCACUUCACAACAUAGUAGUUUUUUCUUAUUUUUAAAGGCUGAAGUAAAUAAGAAGAUAACCCACAUAGCAUCAGUUUAAGGUGUGUGGAAAAACUGUGUUACCUAAUCAGUUGUAACUGACCACAAAGAGCUAAUUAUAUUGCCUGCCAGUUAUUGAGUUCAUAAUCAUUUUCUGCAGUGUGAAUUUCUCCCAAGUACAAUGAUUCUUUCCAUCCUGUAACAUUUGCUUGCAUUAAACAGGAAAAUUCUGGAGAAUUUCAAAGCAGCCUUGCAAACAUGAGAUACUUCUUGUCAACCUCUAGUGUAUAAAAAACAAGAUUUAACGCAAUGGCCUACACAGUCAAUUUUUUAUAUGUUAUGUUUGUAUCUGUCUUUCUGAUUGUACCACAGAAGAGGGGUAAUUCCUCUCCUGACUCAUUAUAUGCACACUAACAAACAUGUUUUGAAAGCUUAAUGUAAGAAAUGCAGCACGGUGUCUAAUGUACUGUAUUAAGUUAAUUAUAGCAAUGAGGAAACCCAGGACACUACUAAAGACUCAGCAGAUAUGAAAUUAGAGAGAGAGAGAGACUAUGAGGAAAAUGUCAAAACCAAAAUCUUGUAUGUAAAACAAUAAAUGUAAUUAAUUUUUAACAGAGAUUACAUUUCUGUCUCACAAAGAACUUCAGCAAAUUUUGCCUAGCUUGCAGGUAGCCAACAUGUCAUCUCUCUUAUUUCUUGUGCUCUGUACUGUCUGUCCAGGUGGUAAAUAUACGUAUGGAUUCCUCAGUCUUUCCAUUUUUUGUUUCUUACCGCAGCGAUCAGUGGGCUAAAGCACUGAACUCUCUAACACUGCUAGAGAGCCAAGGCAGAGUGCUCACUCGUUAAUAGAGACAAUAUAAAAUCAGAUGCAUGAAAAAACAGCGACUGACACAAGAGGGCAGUCCUUCACUUUUCAGUGUAUUGCACUGUAUGAUCACUGGGAACAGCUCUGUAGAGAAGAUCUCUUGCUACUGCCAAGAGGGCAGUUCUGAGGCUGGGCUCUGAGCAGCUCUGCAGAGGUUACUUUGCAGUGCAAGUGAGUUUGCUUGAGGGAAAAAAAAGGGGAAUAAAAUCACAAGAGUUUGACUUCCCUUCUCUGCAUGUUUUUGCUUUUACGAAGCUUCUGUCAUGUGAGUUCUCAGAAGUUCCUGACAGACUACCUACCAAAAUGCAAGGAGACCUGUUCCCCUUGCUUAUAGGGAACAACAGUUCUAAUUGUUAGACCCAGUAUCAAAACACUAAAUACCCACAGAGGGCUCUUUUGCCCUCUUCUGUUGCCAGUCUAGGCUGGAGAGAUUUGCCCUGCAAUUACCUGUCUCUCAUCUCCUUUUUUGUAUACUUUCAGAAGCUAUUAUCCAGAUAAAAAGAAACCUGAACCUGCCUCUUUACAAAAGUACAGAGUGGGAAAGAGAGAGAGUAAUAUCACAGGAACCAAAUUUCUAUUUCUCUAUGUAGCAAGCCAGCGUCGUUAGACACAACAGCAAAUAAGCACUUAAGUUUUCCUCCUGUGUUCCUAGGAAGAAGGGCAUAAUCCAGCGUUUUCUGACUAAUGCCUAUGAAAAAAUUUGUGCCUUGCCCAGGCUUUUGCCUUCCAACAUGGUUCAUUAAUUCAAAAUAAACUAUUUCUCUGACCUAAUCAACACACAAGAACAUAGGAUUUUCUUUAAACAUUUACUAUUUAAAGAUUAAAAGCAGCUCAGUCUGCUCCUCAUGUUUUCAGUAGUGAUGUCUCAGCCCUUUAUCUGACUUCCUACAGACUAUAUCUCUCUAGACAUAAAGAUCAUGAAUAAGGGUAAGGCAGAGAAAGAUCAUUUCUUGUUACUGGCUACAAAAAUAGGUUUGAGAGAGAGAUUCUAUUCAACCUGUAUUUCUGCAAUACAACUGGAAAAGGAUAGUAAGAGUCUUAGCCGUGAUGAGUGGUAAGUUAAAACGAACUUCUUAACUUUGAUUAGUGUUUUAAAACUCACUAACUAAAUCUGAGAGUUCAGAAUUGAGAUUACUGUUCUUUUUUUCUACUGCUGUUUUCCCACAGAUUUCUCUUUUGCCUUUUUCUGUGUGUUCUUUCUAGCUCUGUUUAUCUCUCUGUGUGAGAUCUGACUUCGUGAUCCUAGAAAGCUUUGUUGAUGGUUGACGCCACUUAGUGACUCUCAGUCAGGAUACUUUCAAAAGCUCCCAGCCUAGAUAGGCAUGGUGUUCUUUGUUUCUACCCUACUGAGUCUGUGAAGGGGAUCAGAAGGAUAGGACUGUUCUUUAACUGUUCUUAUGUAUGCUGACUGGGUCCCUGGUUUUGUCAGUGAAAGCGCUUUUUGCUUCUAUAAUUGCAUUCUGCGUUACUUGAAAAAAAUAAAAUUCAACUGCAGAAAAAGA